Rhizopus microsporus ATCC 52813 is the source of this 1224-nucleotide messenger RNA. RefSeq names its product elongation factor 1 gamma. Gene Ontology annotation, molecular function: translation elongation factor activity. NCBI's taxonomy places the organism in Eukaryota, Fungi, Mucoromycota, Mucoromycetes, Mucorales, Rhizopodaceae. Gene Ontology annotation, cellular component: cytoplasm; nucleus. The transcript has 3 exons. Gene Ontology annotation, biological process: translational elongation. The record is from RefSeq and is a predicted model, not a curated record. Bases 1 to 1224 code for a protein of 407 amino acids.
AUGAGCCCCAUUGGUACCAUCAAGACCUACCCCAACAACGCCCGUGUCGCCAAGGCUUGCAUUGCUGCUGCCUACAACGGUUUGGAAUUCAACGUUGAACAAUUCGAUCUUGCCAAGGACAGAACCCCCGAAUUCUAUGCCAAGUUCCCUAUGGGUAAGAUCCCUGUCCUUGAAUCUGCUCAAGUCGACCUUUUUGAAUCUUCUGCUAUUGGCUACUACGCCGCAGCUCUCAAGGAAGAUUCUCCUCUUUUGGGUAAGAAUGCUGUUGAAAAGGCCUUGAUCUUGCAAUGGGUUCUUUUCUGUGAAACCGAACUCAAUUCCAACUUGGGUGGUUGGCUGUACCCUCUCUUGGGCUUCAUUCCUUACCUCAAGCCCUCUGUUGAUACCGCCACUGCCAACUUCAAGCGUGCCUUGGGUGCUUUGAACUCUGUUUUGUUGACCAAGACCUACCUCGUUGGUAACGAUGUCACCUAUGCUGAUAUCGCUGUUGUCACCAGUCUCUUCAACGCUUACACCAACUUACUUGAUAAGGCUGCUCGUGCUGAAUUCAAGAACGUCACCCGUUACUUCAACACUGUUGCCAACAAGCCUCAUUUCAAGAAGUAUCUCGGUGAAUUCACUCUCUGUGAAACUCCCUUGAAGUACACUCCCCCUAAGAAGGAAACCAAGAAGAAGGAAGCCGCCCCUGCUAAGAAGGAAGCUGCUCCUGCCAAGAAGGAAGCUGCUGCUGUUGAAGAAGAGCCUAAGCCUGCUCCUAAGCCCAAGUCCAAGUUGGAUCUCUUGCCUCCUUCCAAGUUUAUCUUGGAUCAAUGGAAGCGUGAAUACUCCAACAAUGACACCAAGGAUGCUAUCAAGUGGUUCUGGGAAAACUUCGACCCUGAGGGUUUCUCUAUCUGGAAGGUUGAUUACAAGUACAAUGAUGAAUUGACUUUGACCUUCAUGUCCAACAACUUAAUUGGUGGUUUCUAUGCUCGUCUUGAACGUGCUCACAAGUAUGCCUUCGGUUCCAUGAUCGUCCGUGGUGAAAACAACAACAACACCAUUUCCGGUUACUUCGUCAUCCGUGGUCAAGAAGUUCCUUUCGAAAUCUCUGACGCUGCUGACUUUCCCUCUUUCAACUUCACCAAGAUUGAACCCUCUCAAUAUGAAGAAAAGAAGGAAGAAUUCUACAAGUACUUGGCUUGGGACUUUGAAGACUGUGUUGAUGGCAAGGUCUUCAAAUAA